Messenger RNA from Aspergillus japonicus CBS 114.51, 2007 nucleotides. RefSeq names its product Zn-finger transcription factor. Gene Ontology annotation, molecular function: zinc ion binding; SUMO ligase activity. NCBI's taxonomy places the organism in Eukaryota, Fungi, Ascomycota, Eurotiomycetes, Eurotiales, Aspergillaceae. Gene Ontology annotation, biological process: protein sumoylation. The coding region runs from base 247 to 1854 and encodes 535 amino acids. The record is from RefSeq and is a predicted model, not a curated record. The transcript has 7 exons.
CAAGUUCUGGAGAUACAAAUGAGUGCUCCAAGAAUUCGACGCAUAUCGCCUACAGUAUUCCCAAUGCUUACUCUGCUGAUCACCGAAGCCUUGUUCUAGCAAUAUAUGGUCCUACUCGAGCCAGUAUUGCGAUGUCUUUGAACAGUGUUGCUCAGGAUCCCGCAAUCAUAUCCAAUUAUACCUCUUCCUGAGACGGCAGUUGAAUGCAUUUACCAUAAUAUUGAAGAAGCUUGGCUGAAACUCAACAUGGCAUCUACUGGUCCAUUCUACGACGUUCAGAGCACGGUCGCAUUAGUGAAAACCCUGACCAAUGCGCAGUUGAAGGACAUCUUGAGGAAUGAGGGACUUGCGGUUUCUGGAGUCAAGGCGUCGUUACAGAUUCGGAUCCUAGAUUAUAUUGAUAGACUCAGAGAAGGAGGUCAUAUCGAGAAGUAUGAUAUCAUGAGGAAGUUCAUAUAUCAUACAGCGCACCGGUCGAUACCAUCGCCUACAAUACCGCAGCCAUCGUCCAACCAGCAAUAUCAGCAGCCUUCAGUUAGUCAGUCUCUGGCCACGCAGCAUAGACCAUCACCUUUGAGCAUGGCAGUGCCAUCGCAUGCUAUCACCCCAGGCCGUUUGACCUUCAAAGACAGUCCUUUCUAUACGGUUCUGGACCAACUGACUCCGACGGCGGAAUGCAAAGUACGCGAGCACACUCGGGACAGCGUGGAGCUGAAAGUUGCUUUUACGCCUAGCAUGGCAUCCAAAUUGCAGGCUGACCCGAACCUUCGGGUGAUGGUGUUUUGUGCGGCAGACACGGGUCUCAAUCAAUAUACCAAGUCGGAUAUAGCAUUUCCUCAUCAAGUUGAACUCAAGACAAAUCUCGACGAAGUCAAAGCGAACCUGCGAGGUCUAAAGAACAAGCCUGGUACGACAAGACCGGCGGACAUUACCAAUUAUGUUCGCAAGAAAGCAGGGUAUCAAAACACUGUUGUCUUAACAUUUGCCCUCACCCAAAAAAGAUUCUUUGUUUUGGUCAACCUUGUUCAGAGACACCCAGUUGAUGAACUUGUUACCGAGCUCAAGAGAAGAAAAACCAUCUCGAAAGAGCAAGUCCUGCGAGAAAUGAGGAGCAAGGCAGAGGACACUGAAAUUUUCGCCACUUCAAGUGUUAUGUCACUCAAGUGUCCUUUGUCGCAUACUAGGAUUGCGGUUCCCUGCCGCUCUAUAAUCUGCACCCAUAAUCAGUGCUUCGAUGCAUCAUCAUUCCUACAACUACAGGAACAAGCCCCGCAGUGGUUGUGUCCUGUGUGUUCUAAAGCGACUAGCUUCGAGUCCUUGCAAAUAGACCAGUAUGUGGAUGAUAUCCUCCGUCUGACCCCGUCGGACAUUGAACAGGUGAUCAUUGAGCCAGACGGGAAAUGGUCUCAUCCUAAUCUCGAAGACAUUGAGAAAGCUGGGAAAGCUACAUCAGCAGCAGAAGAUGAUGAGUUGAUAGAGAUCAAGGAACCUGGGAUAUCACCCAUAAAACAAGAGAGUUUCUCUGCUGUUAAUUUGACCCUGCAGCAGACUCCACUCCAGUCACGCGAACCCUCUGCAACCUCGUCUGCAGUUCCAUCGUCUAUAAACAAGCGUCCUGCAGCCCAAGUGAUUGACCUUACUGGCAGCGACGAUGACGAUGAUGGCGAAGAUGAUCUACCUGUCAGACCGACCAAACGGCCCGCGCUGGGUGAAGGGGGAAGGAGUUCACUUCGUCAAGAAUAUCAUGACUCGUACACUAGUAGUCUCGCAGGGGAAACGAGCCUUACUUUAUCUGCCCGGCUCAGCCCUGGAUACUCAGGUCAGGCAGGCGACUUUCAAUCAUCAAAUUAUUGAAGCAUCCAUGCAAGGUGUCACGGCGCUUUCGGAAUUCGGAAACCGGCUAUCAUUAUUAUACCUGGGAUUGGUGGGACUGGGACCAGACGUAUUGCUCACCUCUUCAUGUUGAAAGCAAAGGAAUUUUUUCUUAAAUGAAAUGGAAACAAACCC